AUGGCUGACCCGACGCUCUAUCUCCCUGCAGUCUUGGAAGAAAGUUCUAUUACACAGCUGCUCUCCGGCCUCGGGUUGCCCGAGCCAACGACUAUCCAGCUACUCAAUACUACUGCAGCAUAUCAUAUCAUUUACAACAUCAAGUUUGCUGAAGACAUAGAAGACAUCCUGCAGCCUAAUGCGCUUGGCGCAGGAGAUUCAGCCGCCUCCUUCGCUUGGAAGGUGCGCAACCCACGCUCGCUCGUUCUAAGAAUAUCAGGAAAGCAUCUUCCCAGGAUCAAGACUCUCAAUGAGGUUGCUACCAUGGUUUGGGUGAGGGCAUACACGAAGAUUCCAAUACCAGCUGUUGUCCGCUUUGAUGCAACAGAGAAUAAUGCUAUCGGACACGAGUUCACUCUCCUAGAGAAGGUCGACGGGGUCAGUGUUGACAGUAUUUACGAUGGCCUUGAAGACUGGAAGAAGGAGUCGCUCGUCCGUCAGCUUGCAGGGUACCUGAUGGAACUUCGCUGUCGCGAGUGGGACCACUGUGGCGGCCUUCAACUCAACCAGAGAGGUGUGCCUGUACCAGGUCGAGUCGUAGCAGAGACUUUCUGGCAAGGCCCAGAGCUGGCGCGAUACUGGCCUGGCAACGAAUCCGUGGAUUCCCUCAACGUCGGCGGGCCGUACACCUCAUAUACAGCCUACGUCAGAGGGCAUAUUGACCAGUAUAUCCGAAACAUGGAAAAACAUGACUCUCUUGAGUGGAUGCGGGACUUGAUCCCUCGACUCUACGCGUUUCUCAUUUACCUCGAUCAACACGCUGCCACUUUGAACGAUACCAGGUACAUUCUUACCCAACGAGAUCUGCAUUUUGGGAAUAUAAUGUGCGAUCCCGAAACGGCCACCGUUCAAGCAGUGCUUGACUGGGAAUUUUCAGAAGUAUUACCGUUGCCGCUGUGGAGCCCUGGCAGCGGAUUUCUCUGGAAUGCCAAGCAAACACCAGAGUCCAUGACGGAGCAGAGUAGGAUGUAUGGUGUGUUUACUAAGCUCUGCAAGGCCCACUGGCCAGACUUGUUGUCCGACUUUGAGGUCAAGAAAGAGAUGCCUCACAAAGCAAUCUCGACGAUCUUGAAUUUCGUUCGGGCUGUUGUUGAGGUUUGCCCAAGGGGCCAAAAGGCUGACGCUGCGCGAGACUGGCGUAAGACUGCCGAGAUGGCCUUGACUGAGCUAGGGGUCUGA
Molecule: messenger RNA, 1218 nt
Organism: Neoarthrinium moseri
Lineage: Eukaryota; Fungi; Ascomycota; Sordariomycetes; Amphisphaeriales; Apiosporaceae
Exons: 1
Coding region: 1-1218 (405 amino acids)
Source: RefSeq, a predicted model, not a curated record